Gorilla gorilla gorilla (western lowland gorilla) is the source of this 2522-nucleotide messenger RNA. RefSeq names its product zinc finger protein 396 (gene ZNF396). NCBI's taxonomy places the organism in Eukaryota, Metazoa, Chordata, Mammalia, Primates, Hominidae. The transcript has 5 exons. The coding region runs from base 454 to 1455 and encodes 333 amino acids. The record is from RefSeq and is a predicted model, not a curated record.
UUUAGCACAGAUUCUGCGCCUGGUGCUGAAGUGACAGGGCGGCCACUCUCUUCCAGAGGCUGCUUUAGCCCCGGGGUCCCUCAUAUAUCCCUUAGGGUACCUGACGGCUCCAAACCGGUGACUUCAACCCUUCCCACCUCUCAGGUCUUGUUCCCCAGACUCUUCUGGCCCCGCUUCAUCUGGGAGCGCGGCUGCCUGCCGCCGCUUCCUCCUCUGCGCUGAGACAACGCGCAGGGGUCACCACAAGGGCCCCUGCUGCCUAUGGCCUCUAACCACACAGCACCAUGGAUAAAUGUGGACGGCCUGGGUUCAGACCCCAGCUUUGCCCUUGGCCAGAGUACCUGGCUUUGCUGUGACUGCUUCCCCGUCUACAACAUGGGGGAGUGUCCAUCAGGACAGCUUCACCUCCUUGAGGAUUAAAGCCUAACAGUACUGAGCUAUUUGCCUGUCAAAAUGUCUGCAAAAUUGGGAAAGUCAUCAUCACUCCUAACACAAACUUCAGAGGAGUGUAAUGGGAUUCUGACAGAGAAGAUGGAAGAGGAAGAGCAGACCUGUGAUCCAGACUCUAGCCUCCACUGGAGCAGCAGCUACAGCCCAGAGACUUUCCACCAGCAAUUCAGGCAGUUUGGCUACCAGGAUUCACCUGGGCCCCAUGAGGCUCUGAGCCGGCUCCGGGAACUUUGUCAUCUCUGGCUGAGGCCGGAGGUGCACACCAAGGAGCAGAUCCUGGAGCUGCUGGUGCUGGAGAAGUUCCUGGCCAUCCUCCCAAAAGAGCUUCAGGCCUGGGUGCAGAAGCAUCAUCCAGAGAAUGGAGAGGAAACUGUGAAUAUGCUGGAGGAUGUGGAGAGAGAGCUUGAUGGACCAAAGCAGAUCUUUUUUGGACGAAGGAAGGACAUGAUUGCAGAGAAGCUAGCACCUUCAGAAACCACUGAGGAAUUGCCAAGUAGCCAGCUCAUGCCCGUGAAGAAGCACCUCCAGGGAGCAUCAUGGGAGCUUCAGUCCUUAAGACCACAUGAUGAAGACAUCAAAACUACAAAUGUGAAAUCUGCUUCAAGGCAAAAGACUUCUUUAGGCAUAGAACUGCAUUGCAAUGUUUCCAAUAUCCUUCAUAUGAAUGCCUCCCAGAGUUCCACAUAUAGAGGAACCUAUGAACAAGAUGGUAGGUUUGAAAAGAGACAAGGAAACCCUUCUUGGAAAAAACAACAGAAAUGUGAUGAAUGUGGCAAAAUCUUUAGUCAGAGCUCAGCCCUUAUUUUACGUCAGAGAAACCACAGUGGAGAGAAACCUUAUGCAUGUGACGAGUGUGCAAAGGCAUUCAGCCAAAGCGCGAUUCUGAUUCAGCAUCGACGAACCCGUACUGAUUCAAAAUAUGAACAUGUGAUUGCAGAGGCCCAAAAGAAUAUGUACUUCAAGACUAGGCUGAAGUGUCCCAGGUCACUUUCAGGAGGCAGAUAAAUAAAGGGCCUUAUCUUAUGAAAGCACACAAGAGCCUCCAUACUAUUAAUAUCAAGUUAAUUUCCCAUGUUGGAAAAAAAUAAUCUCCUUUGCAAUGUAAUUUGGAAAUAAGUCAAUGGAAACAUGAAAAUGACUGCUUAUCUACAAGGAGUCAGCUAAACAUAAGGAAUGUUUUCAUAACAAUAUUAAUCUAUGGGUGCUUCUGUAAGAUGGAUGAUCAUCUUAAUAUAAAGAAAAAAGGGAGAUGAACAAAAUUGUCAAACAAGACUGAUGUACCACAAGUGUUGUCAAGUACAGUGUGUGUCGGAGAGAUGUACCACAGCUUAACUGGAAGAGGAAGCCCAUAACUGCUGAUGACAAUACUUUCAGUGUCCCCUUUUCUGGCAUAAAUCAACUAUGAAUAUGUUUCAAGCAUCACAAGACAACCUUUUCUGAGUCUUCUGUAUUCUUAGUAAGAUGAGUUUCUAGACACGCUGUCAUGAAAUGAGAUCCUGGAUUUUGAUGCUCUUGUACAUAUGGACAAAUCACUGAAGUUCAAUUUAAAGGGUCCACUGCAGUCCCUUAUAAACAAUUGUUGAACCUAACCAUUAUAGUUUAUAAGUUUUAAGACAUUUAUGGGAUAUCUUAUUUGGCUUAUCUAUGGGAUAUGAGUAACUAUGUUUUACCUGCAUUUAAUUCAGCCAGAUUCCCUGUUUAAAAAUAAAAUUACUGAAUCGUACAUUAUUAAAAUUAUUCUGACAGUAUACAAAGAACACAAUUAUCUAUUUUCCAGAGAUUCUUGAUAAAACUCUGUAAUGUUACUACAAUAAUACAUGUAUUGUGUUUUCCCUGGUGCUACAGUUACCCAAUAUGGAGGCAAACAUCAGAAAUCAAAGUCCUUGGAAUAAGGGAAGAGACUCAUAGUAAACUUCUUUGUCUGGUUGGGUUCCUCAUAAAGUAUAAAACAUUUCAUUCUCAAAAAAUCCAACCAUAUCUUAGAGUAUCUCCAGAAACUGGCUUAGAGGAGCUCCAAAUAUGUGGAAUUACCACACUCUGCUUAGUUAGUAUGCUGAUAAAUGUAAGAUUAG